UUCCUCCUGCAGCUGAGUGGCCUGUCUCUUCUCGCCGUGGGAAUAUGGUUGACUGUAGAUAGGGAUCCCUUCCUCCACCUUCUGGCGCCAUUCUCCAAUCAGUUCCUGCAGUUGAUUAACAUUGGUUUAUUCUGCAUCUCCAUUGGGGCCACACUGGUGCUGCUGGGACUCCUGGGAAGCUGUGGGGUUCGCAAGGAGAGCAAGUGUCUCCAGCUGACUUUCUUCUCCAUCAUCCUGGUUAUUUUCAUCUCUGAGGUGGCAGCUGGAGUCGUGGCCCUGGCCUACUCUUCAUUUGCUGAAAACAUCCUCAGAGCAUGGGCGACCCCUGUGUUACAGAAUGAUUAUGGCAUUGAUCCAAUGGUCACCAGGAUCUGGAACACCACCAUGACAGAUUUGAAGUGCUGUGGUUUUUCCAACUACACCGACUUUAUGGGUUCAGAGUUUGAGGAUCAGAACGAAUACGGCCUCCCACCCAGCUGCUGCCACAACAUCGACCCCUGCAGCCCAGCCGAGGCGGCACACCUACCUGUCCAGGGCUGCUUUGAUCACAUACUAAAGAUCCUGAGAGAAAAAACCAUCACUGUGGGAGGCAUCGCAGCCGGAGUUGGACUGUUAGAGAUCGCUGCCAUGAUCAUCUCCAUGUACCUGUUCUCUCACCUGGAUGGAAAAGUCAGCUGAAGUUUCUCCUCCCUAACUGUGGGGGCAGUAGAUCCUGCUGCUGUUCGCUGCCACGUCACUCUCUUUCACUCACUGCUUUAACUUGUUUAACUUGAUUUAAAUUGAGUACAAAGAGAACGUUUACUGAUAUCUACGAACUAUAAAUACAUAUAAAUAAAACAACAAA
This is a messenger RNA of Girardinichthys multiradiatus, 844 nucleotides long. Its product is annotated as tetraspanin-1. NCBI's taxonomy places the organism in Eukaryota, Metazoa, Chordata, Actinopteri, Cyprinodontiformes, Goodeidae. Gene Ontology annotation, cellular component: membrane. The transcript has 6 exons. The annotation marks the transcript as partial. The record is from RefSeq and is a predicted model, not a curated record.